Molecule: messenger RNA, 603 nt
Organism: Lactuca saligna
Lineage: Eukaryota; Viridiplantae; Streptophyta; Magnoliopsida; Asterales; Asteraceae
Source: the annotation of a GenBank genome assembly
AUGCAGGGAAAGGCACCCGCAACAUCCUCUAAGGCUAUUCCAAAGAAAAGAAAAAAACCAGCUCACAAACGGAAGACUGCUACUCCCUCUGCAAGUGAAGAUUCAGAUUCAGAAACUAAGUCAAAUGUUCGUGUUGAAACACCUCAACCCAUUCACAACGAGGAGGAAAUAUCGGCUCGUAAUGAAGAGGCAAAGACUAUUCACAAUCAAGAUCCUCCAGUUGACAAUGAAGAAGAUACUAUAAACCGAGAGGUACAUCAAUCUGUUCAUGAAUCAGUUCCCUCUCCUCCUCCUUCUCCAAAAUCAACCUUGAUUCCCAUUACUAUUGCUCCUUGUCCACCCCUUCUUAUCUCAUCUCAACCUGCUAAGGUUCCCAUCUCAACACCAAUCUUAACCACUUUAACUACCAAUACCAUCACUUCUAUGAUUCCUGAGGUUUUGGUCAACAUAUCUAAUACGGGGGCUACAACUUCAAUGUUCACUACCCCUAUUUCCUCAUCCAUUUCUCCUAUUCGUAAUGAUGAUCUGGAAAUGAUAUUUGUCGAAGAUGAUGAUGAAGAUGAGCUAGGCGGAUUCACUUAUAUAGAGCUAACUUUUGCAUGA